Molecule: messenger RNA, 3254 nt
Organism: Rhinopithecus roxellana (golden snub-nosed monkey)
Lineage: Eukaryota; Metazoa; Chordata; Mammalia; Primates; Cercopithecidae
Gene: LRFN3
Product: leucine rich repeat and fibronectin type III domain containing 3
Exons: 3
Coding region: 1198-3084 (628 amino acids)
Molecular function (GO): protein binding
Source: RefSeq, a predicted model, not a curated record
AAGCGCGGGUGCGCGCGCUUCCCUGGGUUCCCGGCGAGGAGGCCGCGGGAGCGCCCGGACCCGGCCCUCCAGCCCGGCCCCCGCCCGGCCCCCGCCCCGGCCCUGGCGGGGGAGGGGUCUCUGAGCGCGGCCCCUCCCCCCUGUGCCCCUGCCUGCGCUGCGGUGCCUCCAUCCCGCGUGUCCCAGUCUGUCUGUCCGUCCCUCCGCUCCCAGGCCUCGCCCCACCCGGCCCUGGGGCUGCCCGGUCGACCCCCUCCCCACCGCAGCCGGUCCCCUCCCUCCGAGUCAGCCUCCGCCGCAGCCCAGGAAGCCAGCCGGGACGCUGCCGCCCCGGACCCCGCGCCCUAACCUCCACCUCGGGGGCCUGCACCCCGAGAUUGAACCGGGAGUUCCGGAAACCCGAGCCUGGAACCCUGAUCUGGGACCAGCACCCCCAGAUCCGGCCGUGGAACCCCAAGAUCUGGAGCCUGAACCCCAAUAUAUGGGGCUGGAAUCUCAACAUCGGUCACUGGGACCUCAACAUUUGGAGCCGGAACCCCACAAUUUGGAACACAGACCCCAAUAUUUGGAGCAGAACCCCAAUAUUUGACAUAUAAAACCUCAAGCCUGGAGCUGAACUCUGAAUUCUGCGCCUGGGACCUUGAAAUCUGGGACUGGAUUUCCAAUACUGUACGCUGGAACCCACUCUUGGGGACCUGAACCCUGGGAUUCAGGCCUCAAAUUCCAAGAUCUGGACUGUGGGAUUCCAAGGGGCCUGAACCCGAGUUUGGGCCUGAAGUCCUUGCUGCAGACCUGAAUGCUGAAAUCUGGGACUUGAGACCUCCCAAUCUUGACUCAGCACCCCAGUAUCUGAAUGCACCACCCUGGUAUCGGAUCUCAGACUCUAAACCCCACCGUUUGGCUGCUUAGCAUCCCAAGACUGGACCUGGGAGACCCUGACCCUGAACAACCCAAACUGGACCCCUAAAACUGGACCCUAGAGGCCCAAUAUUUUGGGGUCUGGGACCCCAAGUAUUAAAGUCUGGAGACUCCGUUGCCACAGAUUUGAGCCUAGUCAGGACACAGUCCCUCUACAGAAGCCUUGGGGACAGGAAAGGCAUGACCAGAUGCUCCCUCCAGAGUCCUGACCUCUGACUCCCCUGGAGCUAGAACUCUGCUCCCUGGGGCAGCUUCUAGCUCAGGACACUCCUGCCCGCGAUGGCCAUCCUCCCGUUGCUCCUGUGCCUGCUGCCACUGGCCCCCGCCUCAUCUCCACCCCAGUCAGCCACACCAAGCCCGUGUCCCCGCCGCUGCCGCUGCCAGACACAGUCGCUGCCCCUAAGCGUGCUGUGCCCAGGGGCGGGCCUCCUGUUCGUGCCUCCCUCGCUGGACCGCCGGGCAGCUGAGCUGCGGCUGGCAGACAACUUCAUCGCCUCUGUGCGCCGCCGCGACCUGGCCAACAUGACGGGCCUGCUGCAUCUGAGCCUGUCUCGGAAUACCAUCCGCCACGUGGCCGCUGGUGCCUUCGCUGACCUACGGGCCCUGCGUGCGCUGCACCUGGAUGGCAACCGGCUGACCUCACUGGGCGAGGGCCAGCUGCGUGGCCUGGUCAACUUGCGCCACCUCAUCCUUAGCAACAACCAACUGGCAGCGCUGGCGGCCGGCGCCCUGGAUGACUGUGCCGAGACGCUGGAGGACCUCGAUCUCUCCUACAACAACCUCGAACAGCUGCCCUGGGAGGCCCUGGGCCGCCUGGGCAAUGUCAACACGUUGGGCCUUGACCACAACCUGCUGGCUUCCGUGCCCGCCGGCGCCUUUUCCCGCCUGCACAAGCUGGCCCGGCUGGACAUGACCUCCAACCGCCUGACCACAAUCCCACCCGACCCGCUCUUCUCCCGCCUGCCCCUGCUUGCCAGGCCCCGGGGCUCGCCCGCCUCUGCCCUGGUGCUGGCCUUUGGCGGGAACCCACUGCACUGCAACUGCGAGCUGGUGUGGCUGCGUCGCCUGGCACGGGAGGAUGACCUCGAAGCCUGUGCGUCCCCACCCGCUCUGGGUGGCCGCUACUUCUGGGCGGUGGGCGAGGAGGAGUUUGUCUGCGAGCCACCCGUGGUGACUCACCGCUCACCACCCCUGGCAGUGCCCGUAGGUCGGCCAGCUGCCCUGCGCUGCCGGGCAGUGGGGGACCCAGAGCCCCGUGUGCGUUGGGUGUCACCCCAGGGCCGGCUACUGGGCAACUCGAGCCGUGCCCGCGCCUUCCCCAAUGGGACGCUGGAGCUGCUGGUCACCGAGCCGGGUGAUGGUGGCAUCUUCACUUGCAUCGCGGCCAAUGCAGCUGGUGAGGCCACAGCUGCCGUGGAGCUGACUGUGGGCCCCCCACCGCCUCCUCAGCUAGCCAACAGCACCAGCUGUGACCCCCCGCGGGACGGGGAUCCUGAUGCUCUCACCCCACCCUCAGCUGCCUCUGCCUCUGCCAAGGCGGUCGACACUGGGCCCCCUACCGACCGUGGCGUCCAGGUGACUGAGCACGGGGCCACAGCUGCUCUCGUCCAGUGGCCGGAUCAGCAGCCUAUCCCGGGCAUCCGCAUGUACCAGAUCCAGUACAACAGCUCAGCUGAUGACAUCCUCGUUUACAGGAUGAUCCCGGCGGACAGCCGCUCGUUCCUGCUGACGGACCUGGCGUCGGGCCGGGCCUACGACCUGUGCGUGCUCGCCGUGUACGAGGACAGCGCCACGGGGCUCACAGCCACACGGCCUGUGGGCUGCGCCCACUUCUCCACCGAACCCGCGCUGCGGCCAUGCGGGGCGCCGCACGCUCCCUUCCUGGGUGGCACGAUGAUCAUCGCGCUGGGCGGCGUCAUCGUGGCCUCGGUACUGGUCUUCAUCUUCGUGCUGCUGAUGCGCUACAAGGUGCACGGCGGCCAGCCCCCCGGCAAGGCCAAGACUCCUGCGCCUGUCAGCAGCGUUUGCUCCCAGACCAAUGGCGCCCUGGGCCCCACGCCCACGCCCGCCCCGCCCGCCCCUGAGCCGGCGGCGCUCAGGGCCCACACCGUGGUCCAGCUGGACUGCGAGCCCUGGGGGCCCGGCCACGAACCUGUGGGACCCUAGCCAGGCGCCCCCCCCCAAGGCUUCUCUGGCCCCACGGACAGCAGGACCCGGACACCCUGUGGGACCUGGCCUCAGACUCACCAAAUUGCUCAUGGUUUUUAAAACUCUGAUGGGGAGGGUGUCGGGGACACAGGGCACAACAAGAAAGUCCUAUUUUUCUAAGCUUGGGC